AUGUCUGCCAGUCAGCAUUAUGUACAGAUAUUGCCGGAGACGAAUCCUGGACCCGUAUUCUAUAUUGAUCCCAGCAAGACAAUCAGUGCACCAUAUAGCCAAGGUAAUCAGAUUAUAUUUGGAGAAACAGCAGGACAGCAGUGUUUAGCAAUGUGUUUAUGUGCCCUUAUAUACAACAAAAGACAGAACAUAUGCUCACCACAAGACCUGGUUAAUGUAAUGAAUAUUGGUAAUGAAUUAUAUUCAAACUUAUCAUGUUUAGCACGGCAAUCAUUUUUAUUGUUUACAGAGUUGCCUUCACAACUUACAGUAUUUGACACAGAUUAUAUUUUUGAGUACAGUGAGAGCUAUAGUGGUAAUGUAAUUGGAGACUGUUCUAUUGAAGGGUAUCAGUACUGUGUUCCAUUUCACAGAUCAUUUGAAUUGCUCCUGGCUGAAAACUAUUCUGCAUUCAUUUUAACAAUUGACUCCAAUGCUGUUUGCAUAUUUUCCACCACUGAUGGCAAGUAUAUAGUUUUUGACUCUCAUUCAAGAGAUAUUUAUGGCAGAAGUCAUCCACAAGGUGCAUGUGUUCUGUUAGAAGCACCAAAUAUCAACAACGUAAUUCUGUAUUUCCAGUCUUUAUAUGGUGAAAACAGUCAAUUUGAGCUAAGAGGAAUAAAUAUCGAAGAAGUACAAGCCAAUUGUGACCAGAACUUAAACAACAGCAUUAGAAAUUCUGCCCUAUCAGGUAAUGCCUCAGAAGAAUCUAAAAGUACUGAUGUUUCUUGUUUAUGUAGACAAUGCUGUGCGAUUUCAUUAUACUCGAUUUGUUAUUCUGUUAUUAAACCUUGUAAUUACUGGGAUUCAAAUACAGUGGCCGCAGUUGUUUAAUUUGGUACGACCUUGUAUAACAACACUGGGAUAAAUACAUCUCGUGAUAUACCACAAAAAGUUGAAAUAUGUGGAAAUGAAAUACAUGUAAAAUUGCAAGCUAAUAUUCAAGGAGUAGUUUAUGACAAGGCAAAAAUCAAACUACACAUUGAAAGCCUUAUUUGUCAUACUAAUGAAAACACAGGGUUUUUAAUUUGGUUUGGAGAUUAUUGUAUUUCUUGCAUCUUUCAAAAGACAUCCAUUAACAAUAUGUCGUACUCAAUAUUAGCAUAUGAUGAUGAUGAUAGCUCACCUACAUGUACUGCACAUUACAUUAAAAAUAUAAAAGACAAGUAUACUUUAGUUGAUACUAUCUUUAAACUAGUAACCACCAAAAUCGAGGAUGAAAAUGUCAAUUAUGAAAUUCAAUUUUUGUCUUGUGCUUCUGAAUUGAGUAACUGUGAGUCUGUGAAAGAAAAAGGAUUAUGA
Messenger RNA from Paramuricea clavata, 1341 nucleotides. Lineage: Eukaryota; Metazoa; Cnidaria; Anthozoa; Malacalcyonacea; Plexauridae. The record is from the annotation of a GenBank genome assembly.